Biomphalaria glabrata is the source of this 1727-nucleotide messenger RNA. Its product is annotated as RCC1 domain-containing protein 1-like. The transcript has 8 exons. Bases 581 to 1687 code for a protein of 368 amino acids. The record is from RefSeq and is a predicted model, not a curated record. Lineage: Eukaryota; Metazoa; Mollusca; Gastropoda; Planorbidae.
UCCAUAAUAAUAUGACUAAUAUGUUAAUUAUGAUACAAAGUAUAUAGAUAAUAGAGUCUAUAGACUCUAUAAGAUGAUUAUUUUAUGAUAGAAAUAGAUCUAAGCUUGAUUCUAGAUCCAGUGACUCUGAAUCCAGUGGCAGAUUGUCAUUUGUUAUUUAUAAGACAGGAUAAACAUAAGAUAAUUGACCCGAAAAACUCUAGCUAGAGGGGCUAUAAUAGGGGGGCCUUUGAUAUUUGACUUCAUAAUCUAGUCUAUAAUAAUAUUUUUAUAUUGUGAUGAUAUAAUAUAUCUAUAUAUGUAUGCAUGUAUAUAUCAUUAUAUGCACCUUAUGAAAGGGGAACUUUUUUUUUAUUUAUAUAGAAUAGAUCUAUAUAUAUAUAUUAAAAUAUAUUAGUAGGCCUAUAUAUAGAUCUAGAUUUAUGCUACUUCUAGUAAAUGGAUAAUUCAAUUGAAGGAUUGACAUAUUAUCUUUUACUGCUUCCAUCCACUUUGAUUAUUUUUGUAAUUGUGGCAUUUAUAAACUGGCUUGGUCUUCGCUUCUUUAUCCACAAUUAAUAGUAACAGCUUAAGUAAACAGAUGUCACUGUCACUUUUUGGCUGUGGUUAUAAUGGAUUUUUGAAAUUAUCUAAUAUUAAAUUACUAGAUGUGGAGAGCAAAUCAAAAGUGCUACAGGAAGCUACACAAACAUUGAAAAUAUUAUCACCUUUGUUUUUGAUUCAGCUCAAAGAAAAAGAAGAUGUACACAGUAUUGCAAUAACUUGGGCACGCUUAGGAAUAACUAUGAAGAGAAUGAAUACAUUUUGCUCCUUUAUAACUGAACUCAGUAACAACAAAUAUGCAAGUCAAAGUGGCCUUCAAGUUUUUGACAAUUGUAUUAUUAAAGCAUCUACAGAGCAAGAGAUACUUGUGAAAACACCAGAUGUAAGCAAAUAUUUGAUUUUAAAGGACAAUGCAAAUGAAAGCCUACAUAUUGAUGCUGUAGUUGAAACAGAUUUAAUAUGUGGAACCCAUCACGCAUAUUUUGUCAGUUCAAAUGAAAGAUUUGGUGAGCUUGAUCCCACAAAGAACAGACACCAAAAUGAAAAGGUACAGACCUCUGUGGCAGUCUGUCCUAUUUCAUCUAGAUUUAGGAUACGAGAAAUGAGCUGUGGGAAGGAACAUGUUUUACUUUUAGACGACACUGGUAGUAUUUACAGCUAUGGAGGUGGGAGCAAAGGACAACUUGGUCACAGCACAGUAGAGUCUAAAUCUUUACCAACAGUAAUUGAUGCAUUACAUGGACUUACCAUCAAAACUAUUUCAGCAGGAGGGUGGCACUCAGCAGCUAUUUCAGUAUUUGGUGAUCUCUACAUGUGGGGAUGGAAUGAGAGUGGUCAGUUGGGCCUAGCAUCUUUGGACAAGGAGGAAACUAGUUCAACCAUUGUGACUGAACCAAAAUGUAUAUAUUUCUCUAGUGAUCUUAAUGUUGUAUCAGUUUCCUGUGGCUCAAGACACACAGUUGUAUUAACAGGUGGUGGACAAGUAUUAGCCAGUGGCUGGAAUAGAUAUGGACAACUAGGACUGGGGGAUACAAUCAACAGAUGGAACUUUACACAGUUGGCCUCUAUACCUUUUAUCACCUUUCAAAAAGUGUUUGCUGGACACUGGAAUACAAUAUUUCUAUGUCAACAAUCAAAACUAUGAAAAAUGGUUUGAAAUUAUUAUUAAAAGAAUUUUUAUUGUU